AUUGCUUGACAUUUCACCUCCAAAGUCAAAACAGAAUUUUUUAUCUUUCCCAUAAUUUACAACUAUUUUUAAACCCAAUUUACCUACUUUAACUUUAUACAAUGGAUUUUAGAUACGGCUACAUUAAGUCGCGUCGUAACAUGGGGCGCCAGCCGCUGUUCUGUGAGGCUGGGCCGGAUAUGAUUGAUACAAUAUUACCCGACACUAUCAUACAGAAGCAGUUUAUGCUCCGAAAUCCUAUCCACCAGGCUACCCAGAACACACCGUCGCUUAGUUCUCAUGAAGUUAACACUGAAAGGGCGGAAUACAAAACCACCGGCAUCAACCACUCCGAGGGCGGCUGGGCGGCGGACGUCAACGUUGACGACGUCGACGCCACGGCGCGGAUCCGACGACGCGUCGAGAAGGACGACGCGUACAUCCACUGCGUUAAUAGGACCGCUCCACUCAUAGAACACUACAUUCUCCAGAACAACGCGACGAAUCUUUACGAGACAUACUUCACGGAGCUCAGUCAGCAACCGCCAAUAGAGAGUCUGACGUGUCGGCAGCUCAACACGUACCGCGACCAAUCAGCGCGCCCCGUUAGCGGCAUCUCACAUCCCGGCCAAUCAACGCCGCGUCCUAUCAGCAGCAUCGCAUGGCAACCAGACGACAACGUCUUUGCCGUCACAUACUGCAGCGUCGACUUCUAUAGACAACCUUUAGCACCAACCGAAUCUUACAUUUGGGAUGUCAACAACGCAAAUUUUCCAGAAACCGUGAUUAAUCCACCGAGUCCCUUGUUAGAUCUACAGUUUACUAAAGAAACCAAUGUUCUGAUUGGUGGAAUGAUGAAUGGGGAAGUAGCGGCGUUUGACAAGAGAACAGGAGAGGUCACAACAUCAUCGCCACCUCAUGUUUCUCACAGGGAUUUCGUGAGCAAAGUCUUGAUGAUAAACCCUAAAGUUGGUACGGAGUUUUUCUCCGGCAGUGCAGAUGGGUCGUGUAAGUGGUGGGAUCUUCGAGAUAUGAGUGAGCCAACUGACACGAUGAUAUUGGAUGUAGUUAAAACGUCUGCUGAUGUUCCAAGUAUGGCGACAGCGAAUGGGGUUUCGGUGCUAGAAUAUGAGGCGACGAUACCGACAAGGUUCAUGGUUGGGACUGAAAAUGGGCUGAUACUGGGAGGAAACCGUAAGGGGAAAACGGCCACCGAAAAGCUUCCUAUGAAUAUAAAAGCGCACAAUGGCCCAGUGAUAUCAUUGGAGCGAAACAAAAUAUACGCCAAAAACUUCUUGUCAGUUGGAGACUUCACUUGCAAGGUGUGGAGCGAGGAGUGCCGAGAGUCAGCCAUCCUGUGGACUCCGCCUCAGCGGUCCCGGUUUACGUCAGGCAUGUGGAGCCCUAACAGGUGA
This is a messenger RNA of Plutella xylostella (diamondback moth), 1394 nucleotides long. The record is from RefSeq and is a predicted model, not a curated record. Lineage: Eukaryota; Metazoa; Arthropoda; Insecta; Lepidoptera; Plutellidae.